Molecule: messenger RNA, 1525 nt
Organism: Astyanax mexicanus (Mexican tetra)
Lineage: Eukaryota; Metazoa; Chordata; Actinopteri; Characiformes; Acestrorhamphidae
Product: zinc finger protein 585A-like
Exons: 2
Coding region: 568-1503 (311 amino acids)
Biological process (GO): regulation of transcription by RNA polymerase II
Cellular component (GO): nucleus
Molecular function (GO): DNA-binding transcription factor activity, RNA polymerase II-specific; RNA polymerase II cis-regulatory region sequence-specific DNA binding
Source: RefSeq, a predicted model, not a curated record
GUGUUUAGACUCUCCGGAGCGCUUUUAUUUACUUGUUAUCCGCUCUAUAACACAGUUACAGUGCUAUUGUACUGUAUAGUGCUCUAAACCGCAGCGUUCAGUUCAGUUUUACUGCGGAACCUCUGAAGAGGCAGUUCAGCCGGACUGUGGAGUAAAGGCGCUUCUCCGCGGACUGAGAGCUGCUGCUGCUGCUGAGUUUCCUCGCGCCUGUCUGCAGCAGCUCGGCCGGACCUCGCGUGUGAGUUGAACACGGAGAGUGUUCUGAUCUUCCCGGCGCUCGUGCACUGCGUCGUCUCCCGCUGUGAGUGCUGGGGACUGCUGCGUUCUGACCGGGAGCACCGGGAACCGGGAGUCUGUUGUCAUGGCUACUGAGGACGCCAUGUCCGCGAGCUCUGUGUGAACCAAAUUAAAAUAUUCUCCUGAAAUUCAUCACAAACAACCAGGAUAUUUAACUAAGAGCAAUGUGAAACUGCUGAAAGAGGUGAAGCAAAAGCCGUCCAGAAGAAUCUCCAGAACCCACAGAAACAGUUUGCUACAUUUAACAGACAAUUGAAGCCAAGUCCCAACAUGGAGAAACAUCAGCACUCUGUCAAGAGUUUUACUAAACAGAGUGAUCUCAAAAUACACCAGCGCAUUCACACAGGAGAGAAACCGUAUCACUGCUCAGACUGUGGGAAGAGUUUUAAUCAUCAGAGUAAUCUCAAAAAUCACCAGCGCAUUCACACAGGAGAGAAACCAUAUCACUGCUCAGACUGUGGGAAGAGUUUUAAUCAUCAGAGUAAUCUCAAACUGCACCAGCGCAUUCACACAGGAGAGAAACCGUAUCACUGCUCAGACUGUGGAAAGAGAUUUACUACACAGAGUCAUCUCAAAAUUCACCAGCACAUUCACACAGGAGAGAAACCAUAUUGCUGCUCCGACUGUGGAAAGAGUUUUAAUCAACAGAAUCAUCUCAAAAAUCACCAGCGCAUUCACACAGGAGAGAAACUGUAUCACUGCUCAGACUGUGGGAAGAGUUUUACUACACAGAGUAAUCUCAAAAAUCACCAGCGCAUUCACACAGGAGAGAAACCGUAUCACUGCUCAGACUGUGGGAAGAGUUUUACUGAACAGAGUAGUUUCAAAAAACACCAGCGCAUUCACACAGGAGAGAAACCGAAUUACUGCUCAGACUGUGGGAAGUGUUUUACUCAACAGAGUACUCUCCAAAUACACCAGCGCAUUCACACAGGAGAGAAACCGUAUUACUGCUCAGACUGUGGGAAGUGUUUUACUCAACAGAGUACUCUCCAAAUACACCAGCGCAUUCACACAGGAGAGAAACCGUAUCACUGCUCAGACUGUUGGAAGAGUUUUACUCAACAGAGUAAUCUUCGAAAACACCAGCGCAUUCACACAGGAGAGAAACCGUUUUAUUGCUCAGAUUGUGGGAAGAGUUUUACUCAACAGAGUAAACUCAAAAAACACCAGCGCAUUCACACAGGAGAGAAAACUCCAUCUUAGUUCAGUUUGAAGGCAAUUAAAA